AUCUGAAAAGCUUUGGGAUUUUCUUAACCGUGUUUUACAAGCGGAACUAAUGGUAUAACACUAAAGUUCCCCCACGGAACGUUUAUUUUGUAGUACAUGCUAAAUGCUGCUAGCGGAAGAAAAAUAUAGAAAUCUUAUUCACCAUGGCCGAGACCCACAGCUUGCAGGACAUGAGGCAGCAGGCAGCCAUCGCUGCCAAAGUCUUCCUUCAGAGAGAUUACACCAACGGCACCGUGUGCCAGUUCCAGACCAAGUUCCCGUCUGAGCUGGAGAACCGGAUUGACAAGCAACAGUUUGAGGAGACGGUGCGGACGCUGAAUAACCUGUAUGCUGAAGCAGAAAAGCUUGGAAGCCAGUCGUAUAUUGAAGGCUGUCUGGCCUGCCUCACAGCAUACACCAUCUUCCUCUGUAUGGAGACUCACUAUGAGAAGGUUCUGAAGAAGAUCGCAAAGUACAUCCAGGAGCAGAACGACAAGAUUUACGCACCACGAGGCCUCCUGCUGACCGAUCCCAUCGAGAGAGGCCUGAGAGUCAUUGAGGUUACCAUCUUUGAAGACAGAAGCCUCACAAGAUAAAAGCUGCCAUGCAGCUGUUUGGCUCAGCAGAGCUACAAGGUCCACAGCAGCCCAGCACCAGUCCCCCCUCCCCGAGGACCCCAGACCUGCACCGUAAUACUGCGUCUCUACAAUCUACCAUUCCACUAAGAGUCAUGUGCAUGUCCUUUGUGACCGAGGUCAUUCAUUCAACCAUUAUGUGUUUCCUCCUGCAUUAACCCUUUGAUGCUCAACAUAUAAACACCUUCUAAUGCACAACGUGGGUCCAAAAUGACCUGCAUUCAUUCCCCAUGUUAUUUCAGGCUGCCUGUGUGUUUGAAUAACUUUUUUUUAUUACAUAAGAUCAUUAUAUCCAUUUUUCCUUUCAUACUUUAUGAAGACAAAUUGUUUUUAUAUUAUUAUUUUAUAUUAUUAUAUCACGUUUACACACAUGGGUCAAAAAUGACCUUGUGCAUCAGAAGCGUAGUGAUUAAAAAAAGUUUUUUUAUUCAAAAAUUAAGAAAUUAAAGCAAAAAAAUGAAUGUGUAUGGUGAUCAAAAACAACUUAAUCGAGGAAAACCUGGGAUUCUGAAUGAUGAAAUUAAUUUAUUGCAAAGAUAUAGAAUAUAAAAACUGAGUCGGGUCACUUUAGACCAUGUUGUGCAUCAAAGGGUUAACAGGUUAAAGCCUGUUAUUUGCUUGUAUUUGGUUGAAGAAAACUAACUCACACAUUCUUCAAACCACAAGGUAUUUAUCCUUUAUUUUGGACUAAAAGCAACUUUAUGAACUUUUGUAUAGUUCUUUUUUGGACACU
Molecule: messenger RNA, 1347 nt
Organism: Centropristis striata (black sea bass)
Lineage: Eukaryota; Metazoa; Chordata; Actinopteri; Perciformes; Serranidae
Product: golgin subfamily A member 7-like
Exons: 6
Coding region: 144-575 (143 amino acids)
Biological process (GO): peptidyl-L-cysteine S-palmitoylation; Golgi to plasma membrane protein transport; protein targeting to membrane
Cellular component (GO): palmitoyltransferase complex; Golgi stack
Source: RefSeq, a predicted model, not a curated record